AUGUUCAGAAAAUAACUAGUAAAUCUACUUCCUAUUUUAAGUAGAAAUAAAUAAAUUAUCAAAUGCUUUAAAGGUUAUAAGCCAAUUUAGCUGACAGAGCAUAGAAACUUAUUUAAUAAAAACAGAUUUGCCAUUUUUAAUUUAUUCAAAAGUACUUAAAAGUCUCCAAUAGACACAUAUAAAGAAGAAGUCACUAAAAUUUUCAAAAUGAUAGAAUAAGAAUAAAAUGAAGAGAAAUAGCAACAAUAUAUAUUUCAUUUAUCUAAUGUGCUUUAUUAAGCUAGAGUACAAGAAUUAGAUGAGGAACAAGAAGAAGAAUAAUAAUAGGAAAAAUCAGUGGUUGUUGAUGAACUCAAAAAUUAUAUUGAAGAUUUAGUCGAAAACUCUCAUAAAUUAAGCGAAAAUAAUUAGUACAUUAUAAAGUUUAUACUUUUUGAGGCAAGCUUUUAAAUGGAUAAAGAGGAUUAACCUUCAGAGUAUUUGGAUUUAUUCACUUCAUAGGAUUUUAUAGAGAAUGCAUUUGAGAAACUCAAUAGCUAAUACCAAGUAUAUUUUGUGCUUUAGUUUCCUCGUUACUUAAAAAUUUUAAAGAGAGAUUAAGAUGCAAUAAGAAUAUGUGAAAAAUUCUUAAAUGAUAUUUUAGUUGAAGAUGACAUUCCUAGCUUUAGCUUGCAAAAAAUUUAUACUAUUUUGAUUAAUUUAUAUAAAGAGUAGAAUCUCCAUACCAAGGCAUUUUAACUGAUAGAAAAAGUUAUUUAUAUUAUUCAUUAAGAUAAAUAUGAGGAAGAUUGUGGAAUGGUAGAAUUUAAUGAUGUAAAUAAUCCUUUGGUUGAAUUAAUAUAAUUAAUUUAAUAUUGCUAUGAAUAUCAACAAUACGAGCAAGCCAAAAUUUUAUUAGAAGCAAUUCUUAAAUUGAUCGAUUAGAGUUAAACUGAAGUUUUUGAAACACUUUCUUAUGAAGUUAAUUUACUUAAAAAUUUAGAUAAGCAUUAUAAAAUUUUGUUGUAGAUAAAUGCUUCAACAAAAGAUCUGCAAGAGGAAAUAGAAAGUAGCAUUUAAGAGAAAUUUAUAAAAUCUCUUGAAAAGUUUCUUUACUUUUAAGAUCAAUACAAUCUAACUAAAACAGUAAAAAAGAAAAGUUAAAUUAUAAACUAACUAAUUGAUAGCAAUUUACAUAAAUUUUCGUCUGAUUCUAAACAUACAAUCCUUAAGAUAGUUCAUAAAUAUGAUUAUUUUACUAAUUGA
This is a messenger RNA of Tetrahymena thermophila SB210, 1245 nucleotides long. RefSeq lists its product as hypothetical. The transcript has a single exon. The record is from RefSeq and is a predicted model, not a curated record. NCBI's taxonomy places the organism in Eukaryota, Ciliophora, Oligohymenophorea, Hymenostomatida, Tetrahymenidae.